GUGUCCGUCUGUCCCUCCAUGCACUCUGCCCCCCAUGGCUCCAUACCUAUUCCAUGCACAGUGUCCAUCUGUCCCUCCAUACACUCUCCCUCCUUCAGCACUGUCCCCAUCCCCAUCCCCGUGUCCGUCUGUCCCUCCAUGCCCUCCCCAGCCCAGUUCCACACACGGUGUCCGUCUGUCCCUCCAUACACUCUCCCUCCUCCAGCACUGUCCCCAUCCCCAUUCACGGUGUCCGUCUGUCCCUCCAUGCACUCUUUUCCUCCUGCAGCACUGUCCCCACCCCAUGGUGUCCGUCUGUCCCUCCACGUGCUCUCUCCCCUACAGCACUGUCCCCAUGGUGUCCGUCUGUCCCUCCGUGCCCUCCCCAGCCCGGUUUGUGUCCGUCUGUCCCUCCACCCCCCCCCUCCUCUCACCGCCUCCCUGUGCCCCCCCCGCAGCCGCCCCCUGCAUCAAAGCCAUCAGCCCCAGUGAGGGUUGGACCACAGGCGGUGCCACCGUCAUCCUCAUCGGGGACAACUUCUUUGACGGGCUGCAGGUGGUCUUCGGCUCCGUGCUGGUGUGGAGCGAGCUCAUCACACCCCACGCCAUCCGCGUGCAGACCCCCCCCCGCCACAUCCCCGGAGUGGUGGAGGUGACGCUGUCCUACAAAUCCAAGCAGUUCUGCAAAGGGGCGCCGGGGAGAUUUGUGUACACUG
Phasianus colchicus (ring-necked pheasant) is the source of this 695-nucleotide messenger RNA. Lineage: Eukaryota; Metazoa; Chordata; Aves; Galliformes; Phasianidae. The record is from RefSeq and is a predicted model, not a curated record.